Molecule: messenger RNA, 1873 nt
Organism: Oreochromis niloticus (Nile tilapia)
Lineage: Eukaryota; Metazoa; Chordata; Actinopteri; Cichliformes; Cichlidae
Gene: arxa
Product: aristaless related homeobox a
Exons: 5
Coding region: 344-1744 (466 amino acids)
Biological process (GO): regulation of transcription by RNA polymerase II
Molecular function (GO): RNA polymerase II transcription regulatory region sequence-specific DNA binding; DNA-binding transcription factor activity, RNA polymerase II-specific
Source: RefSeq, a predicted model, not a curated record
GCUGUCUCUCUCCCCACAUACACACACCAGCCAAUCAAGAGCGCAGCAACAGCCCACACGUAGCCUAUGCUGAGCGAGCGCGCGGAGCGGAGAAGCGCCUGGCAGACCCGGAGCGCAGCGCGAGGAAGCCAAACCGCUGUCUGUCAUUAGCUGAGAGUGUGACACAGGAGUGACAGAGGGGAGAGAGGAGAAGGAGGGAGGAGUGAGCGGUCCCGGUAAACAGACGAGCCGGCCUGAGAGGAGCCGAACAAAAAAAGAAGAAGACCCCGAGAGAGAGGAAGGGGAGAAAGGUAGAGAGAGGGAGACUGACAGGCGUUACCGAAAGACAAACCGAAGCGUCGACAUGAGCGGUCAGUUUGAGGAAGAUAUCCACGACCGGGGCGAGAGGAAGAGCAGUAAAUCCCCGACACUGCUCUCCUCUUACUGCAUAGACAGCAUUCUGGGCCGCAGGAGUCCCUGUAAGGUCAGACUGAUAGGGGCUCAAAGUUUGACGGGUCUGCCCGGCAGAGUGGAGCUCGACAAGACCGCCGACGGGCCAACGAAAGAGCCUCUCUCUCUCAGCGCUGACAUGCACCUGCCUCCAAAGCUCCGCCGGCUGUACGGACCUGGGGGGAAGUAUCUCCAUGAGCACGCAGAGAAGCUGGAGAGGGAAAGGCUCCUGCUGGAGCAAGCUAGCGAAAGCCUCAAAAUCAGCCAGGCGCCACAGGUGAGCAUCAGCCGUAGCAAGUCCUACCGAGAGAACGCGUCGCUGAGCCGGGGAGACGGUGACCAGAGCCCCGGAGAGGCCUCGGAGGACGGCAGCAUGGGACUGGUGGAGCUCGGUCCGCUGAAGUUCGAGGAGGACGCGGGGAAGGAGGAAGAGGGCUGCGGGGACGCGGUGGCGCUAUCCCCGAAGGACGAGGAGAGGGAGAGCUUGAACGCCGGGGAUGGGGACGUGAGGGACGGGGAAGACAGUGUGUGUCUGUCGGCGGGCAGUGACUCGGAGGAAGGGAUGCUGAAACGGAAGCAGAGAAGAUACAGGACUACCUUCACCAGUUACCAGCUGGAGGAGCUGGAGAGAGCUUUCCAGAAGACGCACUACCCCGAUGUCUUCACCAGAGAAGAGCUCGCAAUGCGCCUGGAUCUCACCGAAGCCCGCGUUCAAGUGUGGUUUCAGAACCGAAGGGCCAAGUGGAGGAAACGCGAGAAGGCCGGGGUGCAGGCCCACCCGUCAGGCCUGCCAUUUCCAGGCCCUCUUGCAGCGGGCCAUCCUCUCAGCCACUACCUAGAGGGAGGACCCUUCCCUCCUCACCCACAUCCAGCUCUGGAGUCUGCAUGGACGGCUGCCGCAGCUGCAGCUGCAGCCUUCCCAGGCUUGGCUCCACCGCCUCACAACGGCUCUGGCCCACCCUUGGCUGCCCCACUCGGCCUGGGCACUUUCCUGGGCACGGCUGCCAUGUUUCGCCACCCUGCCUUUAUUGGACCCACUUUUGGCAGGCUCUUCUCCAGUAUGGGUCCUCUGACCAGUGCUUCCACCGCUGCAGCUCUCCUCCGUCAGCCCGCACCUCCUGUAGAGAACCCCUCCCACACGGGGCCCGUCCUCCCUGACCCUUCCUCAUCUUCCUCCACUACUACUUCUUCAGCCGCAGCGGACCGCAGAGCCUCGAGUAUCGCCGCGCUGCGCCUCAAGGCCAAGGAACACUCAGCUCAGCUCACCCAGCUAAACAUCCUGCCCACCGGAGCCACAGGGAAGGAGGUGUGCUGAACACUCAACACCAGCUCUAGACCUCCCCGUCCUGGGCUUAUGUCCCAUUCCAUGACACCCCACCCACCCAAAACUCCUCCAAAUACCCCCAUUUGUACCUCUGGAAGCUGAAGUCCUGAUGCCCCCCCC